Messenger RNA from Klebsormidium nitens, 281 nucleotides. Lineage: Eukaryota; Viridiplantae; Streptophyta; Klebsormidiophyceae; Klebsormidiales; Klebsormidiaceae. The record is from the annotation of a GenBank genome assembly.
AUGAUGAAUUUAGGGCAAGUGAAGCUGCCAGGCAACGGGAAAGGAACGAGGCUAAUCGCAGGAGGGCAGAAGAAGCCGCCAGGCAACGGCAAAGGAACGAGGCCAAUCGUAGGAGGGCAGAAGAGGCCGCCAGGCAACGGGAAAGGAACGAGGCCAAUCGUAGGAGGGCAGAAGAAGCCGCCAGGCAACGGAAUCGGAACGAUGCCGCCCGUUGGAGAGCAGAAGAAGCUGCCAGACAACGGAAUCGGAACGACGCAGCACGUUGGAGGGCAGAAGAAGCC